Messenger RNA from Plasmopara halstedii, 165 nucleotides. RefSeq lists its product as uncharacterized. The transcript is spliced from 2 exons. The record is from RefSeq and is a predicted model, not a curated record. The coding region runs from base 1 to 165 and encodes 54 amino acids. Lineage: Eukaryota; Oomycota; Peronosporomycetes; Peronosporales; Peronosporaceae.
AUGUACAGCUUAGAACAAUAUUUAGUAAAUAUUCACUCCUCAAAAACACAGAUUCUCGUGCACACACUUCACCCCACUGAAUCGAUGUCGUUUUUCCUUCCAUUAGAUUAUCAAGCAGAAAUUGCUUUGGAGCAGACCAAGGAUAUACAAGCGCAUUCGGCUUGA